Molecule: messenger RNA, 660 nt
Organism: Dichomitus squalens LYAD-421 SS1
Lineage: Eukaryota; Fungi; Basidiomycota; Agaricomycetes; Polyporales; Polyporaceae
Product: NAD(P)-binding protein
Exons: 5
Coding region: 1-660 (219 amino acids)
Source: RefSeq, a predicted model, not a curated record
AUGCCAUCAUACCUUGUAGCUGGUGCUUCUCGCGGGAUCGGUCUCGAGUAUGUCCUCCAGCUUGCCAAACGGGCCGAUGCCGUGGUCAUCGCUCUCGUCCGCAACCCGACCAAAUCGACCCAUCUUACUUCUGCCAUUGCAGAUCUCAAGAACGUCCAUGUAGUGGCAGGUGACGUGACCGACUAUCGCACGCUAGAGCUUGCCUCAAAGCAGGUGGGAGAAAUCACCGGCGGGAAGCUAGACUACUUGAUCCACAAUGCUGCCAACUUGGACAUGUCCACUUUUUUCAAAGGAUUCGACGACUACACUGAUGUGGAGCAACUUGACUCCGAUUUCAUCGAUGCGUUCAAGGUCAACAGUCUUGGUCCUGUACACAGCAUCAGGGCGUUCCUACCCCUCCUCCGCGCAUCCUCUACCAAGAAGAUUGUCGUCAUUGGCACAGCAGGCGCUCUCCCCGAGUUCGCUCGGUUUAUCGGUGUCUCUGGCACAGCGGCGUACACUAUGACGAAGGCGGCGGGCCUCCUCGCGACCACGAAGUAUGCGGUCCAGCUCAAGGGCGAGGGCUUUGUCGUCGUCAGUCUCAAUCCAGGGCUAGUAAACACGUUGGCCACUGCCGUCAAUGACAGUGCGUUGCUUCGAGUCGAUAGCGAUUUCUGUUGA